AUGGCAGCUGUCAGUCAAGCAGCUUCCGCCGGCCAAAGCGCCAAGCAAUUUGGCAGCAAGGUCUGGGCCAAACUUCGGGAGAUUGAUCUCAACCCAGAGACAGCGUUUAGGAAAAAACGGCCUAAACCUUCGCACCGCCGUGUGAUGGUGAAUAUAGACCUUCCUAAAGAUAUGUACGACUCGAAAGGUCGUGUCAAAAAGGAGAAUGUGUUUGUGACGAACCAGAUUGUGUCAGCCAAGUACACGGUGUACAACUUCGUUUUCAAAAACUUGCUAGAGCAGUUCCGUCGUGUUGCCAACAUUUUCUUCUUGGUGCUUGUUAUUCUCCAAUUCUUUCCGCAAUUCACGACCAUUAGUCCAGGUGUGGCUAUGCUUCCUCUUUUGAUUGUGUUGUUUAUUACAAUGGUCAAGGACGGAUACGAAGAUAUCAAGCGCCACCAAUCGGACCGAAACGUGAAUCGUCAGAAAUGUCGUAUCCUGGCAGGACAUGGCUUUAAAAAUCCGAACCACAUGGAGCCCAAGAACCGAAGUUUGCAGGUUCUUUUCACGGUGCUGCGUGGCUACUUGAUCCCGCCUUCGAUCUACAGACUGAUGGACCGUCGAAAGAAGAUUUCUCAUACGGAUGCGGCAAGCGGCCACAUCUCAAGCCAGGCUCAUUCGGCCCCACCGCGUGCCAUGUCGCCCCCUCCUAUGUCGCCGAUUAACGAAAAUGAUUCUGUUCACUUCCAGUCACCUGUGAUGCAAAACCAUCCCCAUAUGCACUCGUUGCAUCGCGAAACCACGCAGCAGAGCACGCUGAGUGGAUAUACAGACGAGCACCAGCCUCGCGAUAGUAUGAUGUCCGAGCGCAGCUCGCAUCACUUUUCGCGUCUUCGUUGGAAAGGGCGCCAUUGGGAAGAUGUGCAUGUUGGCGAUAUUGUCAUGCUGCGCAAUAAUGACCCUGUGCCUGCGGAUAUGCUUUUAUGUUCUACAAGUGAGGACGAUGGCAGUUGUUAUGUUGAAACGAAGAACCUCGAUGGAGAAAUCAACCUCAAGAGUCGGUUUGCUGUACCAGAGCUUAUGGAUAUGCGCACGCCUGAGGCCUGCGCAGACCGCCAGUUUGAUGUGGAAGUGGAGCCACAGCAUACGGAUAUGUACCGCUUCAAUGCACGUGUGAAUCUGUACGAUGAACAGGACGAUAGCGGUGAGAAUGUUUCGUGCUCCGUUACGCUGAACCAGGUCCUAUUGCGUGGAAGUGCUUUGCGUAACACCGACUGGGUCAUUGGUGUGGUUCUCAUGACGGGUAUGGACUCGAAGAUUGUGCUCAACUCUGGCGAUACGCCCAGCAAGCGCAGUCGUAUGGAGUUCCUCAUGAACAAAAUGGUCUACGUAAAUCUCGGCAUUAUCGGCGCCAUUGCCGUGAUUUGUGCGGCGGCCGACUCGGCGAUGGAAAAGUACUACUUCAAGCGCAAUGCAUACUGGGAGUAUCUGUCUGUGUUCAAUGAUGACAACCCUAGUCUGAACGGUCUUGUAUCGUUUGCAAACUCACUGAUUACGUUCCAAAACAUUGUGCCUAUUUCCUUGUACAUUUCCUUCGAGGUGGUGCGCACGAUUCAGGCGCUUUUCAUUUUCGAAGAUCACGAUCUGUACUAUGACAAAGCCAGUCGGCGCACCACGGCGAAAUCAUGGAACUUGUCAGACGAACUGGGCCAAAUCCAGUACAUUAUCAGUGACAAAACUGGUACACUUACACAGAAUCUGAUGAUCUUCCGUGGAUGCACAAUCAAUGGAACUGUGUACCAUGGCGGUGGAGAGGCACCGACGUUGCCGACAGGCCGUAAGCGCAUGACAGUGCGUCAUGCGAUUGAUGGCGUUCCCCCCUUUUAUGACAAAGAUCUGACGUCGGAAGUGCAGUCGUCGUCCACAUCGUCGGACAGCCCAGUUCGUGACUUUUUCCAUUGCUUAUCGCUGUGCCAUACAGUGCAUGUGGCGCCUACGGACGACAAGAAUGUAAUUUUAUAUCGUGCAGAGUCGCCAGAUGAGCAGGCACUGGUCCAGAUGGCGGCCGAUAAUGGGUUUGUGUACUGCCGUCGUCAUCUGAACACGGUGGAGCUGCAGCUGCCGGAGGACAAGGAGCGUGAGCGGUACGAACUGCUCCAAGUGCUGGAGUUCUCGUCGGCUCGGAAGCGUAUGAGUGUGGUCCUUAAAAGUUUCCAGACCAACAAAAUUAUCAUGUACAGCAAAGGCGCUGAUGCGAUGAUUUACUCGCGCCUGGCUUCGAACCAGGACGACAUGAUGUCUACGACGGACAAGGCACUCGAAGAGUUUGCUAGCCACGGUCUCCGAACUCUCUGUAUGACGAAGAAAGAGCUGGAUCCUGAUGCCUACCAUGACUGGGCUCGUCGGUAUCAGCAUGCCAGUGUGGCUACAGACAACCGCGAGGCGUUGAUGGAAGAGUUGGCAGAUGAGCUUGAGCGUGGAUUGAUCCUGAUUGGCGCUACGGCCAUUGAAGAUCGUUUGCAGGAUGGCGUGCCAGAUACCAUUGCGGACCUGAAACGUGCUGGCAUUAACAUCUGGAUCGCCACCGGUGACAAGCUGGAAACGGCCAUCGCUAUCGGGUACAGUACCAAGCUCCUGGCUCCAGACAUGAACUUGAUUGUUAUACGUGGCGGCGAGUAUGGCUCGAGGAACUCGGCAUUCGCGCAGCUGGAGACCGCAAUGGAUCGCUUCUUUGGUGGUGUGGAUGCCUCUGAGCUGAAGCAUCCGCCGCCGCCUGUGACUGCGGAUGGCGCAGAGAGUGCCAGCCGCAGUGUGUUUAGUCAUGCGUCGUUGGUCGGAGAAGAGAAUGGCUCGCGGCCUGGUGGCUACGCCCUGGUCAUUGAUGGCCAUGCGCUGGCCUUUGCCUUAGAGGAGCCGCACAGUCGCGAGCUGCUGAUCAAAGUCGCGAAGCACUGCCGCGCCGUGGUAUGCUGUCGUGUGAGUCCGCUGCAAAAAGCUCUCAUUGUGCACUUAGUUCGUGAGGGUUUGGAAGGUACGACGUUGGCCAUUGGUGACGGUGCCAAUGACGUUUCGAUGAUUCAAGCGGCGCAUGUCGGAGUGGGUGUGGCAGGCGAAGAAGGUUUGCAGGCAGUCAACUCAUCCGAUUACGCGAUUGGUCAAUUCCGAUUCCUCAAGCGGCUGUUGUUGGUGCAUGGCCACUGGUCGUACUACCGCAACAGUAAGAUGGUCAACGUCUUCUUCUACAAGCAGAUGGUGCACACAGGAACGCUGUUCUGGUUCCAGAUUUACUGUGCGUGGUCGACCUCGCAGGCCAUUGAUUACAUUUACUUGCUGUUGUACAGUGCUAUUUGGACUGUGGCGGCUGUGAUUGGGAUCGGUAUCUUUGAUCGCAAUGUAUCAGACCAUGUGCUUAUGCAAGUGCCGGAACUGUAUGCCUCCUCGCGUGAGGGUCGGUACUUUAGUAUGUGGCGCUUUGGCUGGUACAUGAUGGAUGGUGUGUACCAGUCCGUGGUACUCUUCUUCUUCAUCAUGUACUUUUACAACACUACGACGCCGCGGCAGGAUGGAUACGAUAUCAACUUGUAUGAGCCUACUACCGGUUUGAUCCUCGCGACUGUGCUGGCAGCCAACUUGUAUGCGGGUAUUGAAUCCCAUGCCUGGACAUGGUGGAUCUUUGGUGUGGUUUGGAUUCCUACGUUGAUUAUUUUCGUGUUUGAGCCGAUUUACGCUGCCUUCCCACCGGACGUCAUUUAUACGUACUCAUGGGGAAACAACUAUUUGCUGUACCGCUCGGCCCAGUUCUGGUUGGAAGGCAUUUUCACGGUGUUCCUGUGCUUGCUGCCCCGGCUGCUGUACGAGUACAUUCGUCUUUUGUCCUUCCCUAUGGAUGUGGAUAUCAUGCGAUACAUCGAAACACGUGAACCAGCACAUGACUACACCACCGAUCCACGCAUGCCAGGGUUGCGUGCUGCGCAUGCGUAUGAAGCUGAAGACGGCGAUCUGACCAUGCGUACGAAUGCACCCGACACAUACCCUUUGAUGCCCACACAGAGCCGUUCGAGCAGCGUAUAUUACGAUAUGAAUACCGGUGAACAGUCCUACUAUCGCGGCUACUCUUUCUCUGCCUCUGACAAGCCCACAGAAAAGCCUAAGGGUGUCUUCCGUCGCCUUACACGCAUCCUCAAGCCACAUUCGCUGCGGCGGAAGUCGAAGCGCGAGGGUGAUUCACACUAUAUCCGCUCUAGCCAGAUUUUAGCUGGUCAACCUCCUGGCGGUAGAGCGAGUGGUCUCUCUGAGCGCAAGCGCGAGUCAUACAUGGAAGAAUCAGUGAUGCAAGACUCGCCUACCGACGCUGACUCGUCUCGCUACGAGACAGCGAUGAGACCUGAUGGCGAUCGGUCGAUGUUUACGUCGCUCGAUGCGCGAAUGCCGUAUGACCACGAUGAGCCCUCGACGUUUAUGCAGUCCGAGGCAGGCGAUCAUACCGUGACAGAUGCCUUCUUCACUGUGCUGGAGCAUGAUGAUGAUCACACCCGCCCCACGUAA
This is a messenger RNA of Malassezia pachydermatis, 4524 nucleotides long. RefSeq names its product phospholipid-translocating atpase. The record is from RefSeq and is a predicted model, not a curated record. NCBI's taxonomy places the organism in Eukaryota, Fungi, Basidiomycota, Malasseziomycetes, Malasseziales, Malasseziaceae. The transcript has a single exon. The coding region runs from base 1 to 4524 and encodes 1507 amino acids. Gene Ontology annotation, cellular component: plasma membrane. Gene Ontology annotation, biological process: phospholipid translocation. Gene Ontology annotation, molecular function: magnesium ion binding; ATP binding; ATP hydrolysis activity.